AUGUUACUGUUUAUUAGAACGGGACGGGUCUAUCCCAGUCCCGAUCCGUCCCGUGAACAACCGUGGACUGCCAACGUGCCAUGGGCGCCCGAGUCAAAUUUGAAUUUCCAUUUUGCGAAGCCUGUGAUAUUCCAUAGCGAUACGGAUGCCAAGCCAAUGCUCCACUCUCUACCACUGCUAGCGAUGGACCCUUCCAACAACACUGAAACGGAAGAUGAAACCAUUGCGUUCAAAAAGAAGAGAGCUCGCCGUGUUAGUUUCGCCGACAAUGAGAUUACCUCCGUUCACAUCUUUCGAAGGGAUGACGAGGAUUCUGAAUCACCUUUUGAAUCCACCAAACCCUGCUCCCCUGCCGACGGGAAAAGUCCGGAGAACGAAGUUCCAGGGUUUUUUAGGGACUUAGCAGGUGAUAGCGAUGAGGAGGAUCUCAAAGAGUCGCCGGCGCCUCGCAAUGCUUGCGGGAAUGGUGACGACAAUGAUGAUGAAGGUGAAGCUGCGAAUGUGAGAAAGUCCUUUCUGAAGCCAAUUGGUUCUCCUUCUCCGGGUAGCAGCACUGCUGGUUCCAUCGCCUCAACUGACGAUGAAGAUGAAUUUCAUGGUCCUGUAUCUGCAAGUUUCAUUAGGCCUGGAGAGCUCUCUGACUCCGCUGCCUCAGAUGGUAAUCAUGAUCUUACGAUGGAUUCAACUGCAUUUUCGUUGCACUACCGGAGUCUUGCUUGUUCAGAUACCGGAGAUCUUAAGACCCCUACAAGAUUUGCCGCUCCAUUUGAAGACAAAACUCCUAGCGCAACUUCUGGCCGCACUGCAUCAGGAAGUUUUAUGGAACUUACUAAAAUUUCCAGGCUGUCUCCUCAUCCUUCAGUUCCUGCUGACACAUCAAGUGUCAGUAAAGACUCAAGUGAUAUGAGUAUUGUAGGAGAAAACCCACGUAGAUAUGAUUAUCACAGACUUUCUCCUUCAAUAGAAGCAAUGUUAGCUGAAGGAAGCAAGGAUUUGCUUCCUGCCCCUGAGUUAGAUUCUACCGGCUCAGGUUUAUCAAGACCAAGUAAGGCAUCUCCAACUUGGCAGAACAACAAUGGGGGGAGAAGCCCAUCAAAUCCAGCAACGAAUGAUACUUCAGGACAUAAGGAGAUGAAUAUAUCUUCCAAGAGCCCUCCUAUUAAUGGAAUCACCAAUAUUCUAUUAUUUGACAAAGGUGAUAAUACAGUUGCUGAUGCUUCCACCAACCAAACCCAAAGCUAUGAUUGUACAAUCAAAGGAAUUAAGGAGUUUGUUAAAGAUGCUGCUGGGCCAGCUAAAAAGCAAUUGGACUUUGCUGUUGCUAAUAUGAAAAGCCCACCAGAGAUUGAUGAUUGCUUGGAGGUCUCAUUAAAACAUGACCUUGGAUAUCACUAUCUGAAUGAAAACCGGGUGAAGGAAAUUAAUCUGAAAGAAGCAGCCAGUGUAUCCGACAAUGAUCCCAAUCAAGUAGAUGGAAAUCUAAUACAGGAAUCAACUCCAUCUCCAUUUUCUGGGAGAGAGCAUUUAUUAGCGGUUUCUCCGGAUUCAUCUGGACCUAAUGGAGCUAAUACUCCUCCGUUAAAGUGGUCAAGUUCCUUAUUACUUGACAAAUAUAUAAGAAAUGCAGAGACACCAUCAUCCAUACUCCAAAACAUUUCCAAGUUGAAAAAUCUUGGGACAUCUUCCAAGACAUCAAGUGUUAGAGAGGGAAUAGAGAGAUCAAAGAGCAGGUUAUCAAAAUACUCGCUGGGGUCUACGCCUCUUAAUAUGAAAGUCAAUGAGUACGAACAUAUCAGAAAUCUCAAUGCUCAUUUGGAGAACCAGCUAUUUAUUGUUACCACGACGAAUAUAGGGCAACAGAGUUUGACCAACAUGGAUGCUCAUGGAGCUGCAUCUUUGAUGGAUUUGGGAAAAUUAAGUCAAAAUGAAGAAACUGUGGACUCUAGAAUGGCGGGAGAACCUUACCAUUGCACUACUGCUGACAUUUCUCAUGAUGAUAAAAACCCCAAGUCAGUGGAAAUGGCUGCUUGUCCCUCAAAUAUGCUUCAUUCAACAGCACAAAAGAUAAAUUUCGACCUGGCAGAUGGCACAGUUGAGACCAUAAAAGAUGAAAAUGGGGUUUUAAUGCAUAAAAGAUAUUCUUCUCCUUUGGAAUUAUUGCACCAGAAAUCAUCAUCCUUAGAGAGCCAAAAGAAUUGCUUUAGUAAGUUGGAGCAGCUAGAUUUGCAUAAUGCUUCUUGUAAUCACUCAGGGCAUUCUGAUGAACGCAGCUCUACAGCUACAGUAGCCAAGCAUAUGGAGGUGCCUAUAUCUGCAAAGAGUGAAAGGUUAGCUUUUGAAGUUGCAGAUAUCGUCCAAUUUCCUAAGGCUAUGUACGAAAAAAAUUCAGCUGAGAGACUGGACAACAAAGCACAAGUUCUAAGCACCUAUACGGAAGGUAUAAAACAAAGUCCAAUCCAAGAAGCAUCAAUUUUGUUAUCCCCUGUGGAAGGGAUGCCCACCAAAUCACUACACCAUAACUCAGAUGGUUCCUACGAUAACUACCAUCAGAUGCUACAAACCCAAGUUGCUGACAGCCCUUCUAAUGAAUUUUGCGUGGAGAAUCAUUCUGGGAAAAAACGAAAAGCAAUCAAACUACUAAGGGAAGAAAACAUUGUAGAUAAAAUAGCGAGAAUUGAUGGUACUUUAAAUGUUCAUACGAAUGAGAAUAUGGAUUUACAGAUAAUCUUGCAGCAGUCAGGUGAUGUAAGUGAUAGACAGAAGCUUGGCAGUCAGACAUGCAAGAAUUAUGUUGAUAUUCUAGCAAAAUUCUCAGGGAGCACAACUCAGUUGCUUGGUCCCUCAGCAGAUAAGCUAAAUUUGAAAAUGAUUGGCAUGCUGAAAGAUAUUUUGGUUCAUCUGUGGAGGGUUAUGAAGUUUGAGAUUCUUUGUGCUGAAAUUCAUUCUCAGCAGAAAAUAACCAAGCCUCAAAGCAUUCGUCAUAGAAAAGUCAUGGAAACAAGAACGAUGCUGUAUAGCAUAGCAUAUGAGAAGGCAAAACUGCAACUAAUGCGUAUGAAGCGUGAGAUCUUACAGAAAAAGAUACAGCAAUUGGGCUCUGGGCUUCAGGAGUGUGAAACAUUGAAGUCAACUUAUGCUCCAUUUUUGUCUAAAAUUGUGGCAUCCAAUAAUACUCCUGCUAAGAGUCUCUUCCUUCCCAUCUCCAUCAGUUCUGAAGGAAAACGUCAGGCAAUGUCGUUGGAGCUUGAAUCUUUGGUUCACCAGGCAAAAUCCUUAACUAAAUUCCUUCAUAAUUGCUGCAAGUUGGAGGAUGAUCAGAAGAGUGCUGGUUCUAUAACCCUAGUUCAUGAUUAUUUGAAGAAAAGAAUGUCCUGUAAGCUUAUAUCUCGAAAUCUGCAGGUUUGGGAAAUUGACAAUUUUGAGCAUAAGGAUGCUUGUUACGAAAUUCUUCUCAAGUAUUGUGGUUGCAUCAUCCAAAGGUUGAUAGUACAUACCGAUUCACCAACAAUAAUAAUCUCCAACAAAUUGAAUGAUCAAACUAUCUUAAAGGCCUUUCCAAAUAUGGAUGCUUUUGCAGCGUUUAUGUUUGUCUUAAAUCCUGAUACCACUAAGAAAUGCAAUGGUUCAAGAUGUUUGGCACAAGAGACUCAGAUAACAAGUUCACUUCUGUGCAAUUUGCUUGAUUUGAUUGAGGAGGUUCAGUUAGCUCGCAUAGAGAUCAGAAAUUUGGUGCAAGUCAAAUUCUAUUCUCAAUCAGUUGGCGUGCUUGAGUUGCUGCUUUACUUCAUUGACCUUAAUACUGGCAGGAAGUUUAAAGUGGUUUUUGACAUGACCUGCUUGAAAUGUGGCGUCUAUCCAAUAGAAAUUCUUCCAUCUCAUAUAUAUGAUGUCACUUGUGGGGAGCAAAAGCCCCUUUCUCGGUCGCUUGAAGGUGAUAUAAGAAUAGCAGCUGAGAGAGUGACAGCUGGUUAUUCAAGAAUUAUGAGGCUUUGUAGGAGUAUUUCCCAGGUAGUACAGACGUGAUCAACAUCUUGUUGGACUGUUUGUUACUCUUUGAUGGCCCACCUAGGUUCUUGCCUAAUUUUGUAUUUGGGCUUAGCAUGUAUGGUAUGUAACAAGAGGUAUUGCUCGAGGCAUGGACUAUUGCAAUGUAAAAUGGAACAAGGGUCUAUUGUCUCAUAAGCACAACCACUUCCAUCAUUUAAAUUGCAGAAUAUCCUGCCGUAGCAUCCAGAGAUGUGCAUUUGAUUUUUGAAAGAUACUUUGUUUAUUUUUAUCUAAAUUUUCAGGUGUGAUUAAGGAUCUUAACUUGUACUGAUAGUAAUGAACUAUUUUGAGAA
Molecule: messenger RNA, 4340 nt
Organism: Neltuma alba
Lineage: Eukaryota; Viridiplantae; Streptophyta; Magnoliopsida; Fabales; Fabaceae
Exons: 16
Coding region: 1-4023 (1340 amino acids)
Source: RefSeq, a predicted model, not a curated record